ACCUGCAACCUUCAUUACUUCAACUAACGUCCCCCUUCCCUGCCGCCAUUUCCAAAAGCCAGCUCCGAUGCUCAACUAACUGAUCGUCGUUCCGAUUAUCUCCCAAUGUCUCUCAAAAACCGAACGCCGCCCAGUCCGCCACCGUCGCCGCCGGAUCUCAAGCACCGCGUCAUAACUUGCCUCAAUAAGCUCGCCGACCGGGACACACUCGCUCUUGCAGCGGCGGAGCUCGAGUCCAUAGCACGGAAUCUUACUCAGGAUUGUUUUUCUCCUUUCCUCAACUGCAUCCACAAUACGGAUGAUUCCUCCAAGUCUCCCGUCCGGAGACAAUGCGUCGGUCUUUUGACUCUGCUCUCUCACUCGCAUGGAAACUCGCUCUCGCCUCAUGUGUCGAAGAUGAUCUCCACUGUCGCUCGCCGCCUCCGUGAUUCUGACUCCGCUGUCCGAUCAGCAUGUGUUGAGGCGACCACCGCUAUGUCAUCACAGAUCACUAAACCUCCGUUUUCUGUUCUAUCAAAACCUUUAAUUGAACUUCUUGUGGUGGAGCAAGAUGUGAAUUCGCAGAUCGGAGCUGCAAUGUGUUUGGCGGCAGCGAUAGAGGCAGCGCCGAAUCCAGACGCUGAGCAGCUGAGGAAGGUGUUGCCGAGACUUGGAAAAUUGGUCAAAAGUGACGGGUUUAAGGCCAAGGCAGCUGCGAUUGGGGUUAUUGGGAGUGUCGUUGCUGUUGGUGGUGCGGGGAGUAAGGGGGUUUUGGACUGGUUAGUGCCGUGUAUAGUGGAGUUCUUGAGCAGUGACGAUUGGACGGCAAGGAAGGCAGCGGCAGAGGCGUUGGGGAAGGUGGCAGUGGCAGAGAAGGAGCUAGCGCCUGGGUAUAAAGCCCCGUGUUUAAAGGUUCUGGAGAAUAGAAGAUUUGAUAAGGUGAAGGUCGUCCGGGAGACAAUGAAUCGUACACUGGAGUUGUGGAAGGAGGUUCCUGGUCUUUGCGAGGACGUCCCAUUGCCAUCUCAAUCCAAGUCAUCUCCAAAAGAUGAUGCCAGCAUUGGAUGCUUCCCUUCUGUUGCCAAAAAUUCCAAUGUGUCUGGCUUUAAGACUUGUCGACCUAAAAAGGCCGUCCCCACGAGCAGGUCCCCUCUGUCCAACACUUUCCCUGUGACCGAUAUUAAGAAUGAGUCCCUCCUGAAUAGUAAGGACAGGAAUUCGAGCUCAUCAAUGUCGAGUAAGCUGGACCUCAGAAAAUCAUCUGCUUGUAAAUUGGAAAUUGUGGAGCCAAAGUCUCCUUCUUCGAAGGGGCAAGAUGAAAAUAUCAAAAGGAUUGACCAUGGAGUUAUGGAAUCAGAACAGAACGGGGACAACCAAAAUCAUAUGCCAGAAACAAAACAAGUACCCUUCAGUAAGACCCGAGAUGAAAAAGUGCAAAAAUUUGGUAGUUUGAGAUCUGGGUCUCGUGUGGUGCCAUAUCAUGAUGAUGAGAUCCUGGAUGUUGGCAUAAGUAAUGCAAGUGAAGUAGCUUGUGAGAACAGUAAAGACAUUGAAAAUCUAUCUAUGAUCCAUGAACAACUUGCUCAGAUUGAAAACCAGCAAUCCAGUUUAUUCGAUCUCCUGCAGAAAUUCAUUGGAAGCUCUCAAAGUGGGAUUCACUCUCUAGAGACACGUGUAAAUGGCCUAGAGAUGGCUCUAGAUGAAAUAUCUUAUGAUUUAGCAGUGUCAAGUGGAAGGUUUCCUAACACUGAUUCUGCUGGAAACACAUGCUGCAAGCUUCCUGGUACAGAAUUCUUCAGUCCCAAGUUCUGGAGGAAAACAGAAGCUCGAUUUUCUACUUCAAGGUUCUCUUUUUCUGGAUGCAUGCAUUCCCUAAAUGGUGUACAUAACACACCUAAUAAGGAUUCUGGUGUGGAAACAGAUAAGCAAGUCUUCCAGAGAUUUCAGCACCAAUCCAGGGAUGAAUUUUCUGUGGGCCCACUGGUUAAUGUUUGCAGUGAGCAAAGGGAGAAUUCAGGGUACUAUUUGAAUAGAAUAUCAAAAAGCAUGAAUCAAGAUGGUGAGAGGGUCCAGGUUUUCAAUGCCAGCAUUUCUGAUGGAGCACCACCUGUUACUUGUACAGCAUCCGUGAACCUAAGCAGGAGAUAUAGUUAAGUCAUUUUAGUUCAUGGAUUCCAAACUCCAAAGUUCCAUGGCUACAAAAUUUGAUAUAACAACCCAUUUUGGUAUCACAUCCUAUCAUCAUUUGUUUCUCAAUUGUGUUGAAUAGAUACAGUGAUACACCAAAAGGUUAUGCUAGGAUAGGGUCUUGAUAUUGCACUUCCUCUCUGAAUUCCUCAUAAUAUCUUCUGUUGCUUACUUGAAAAUAGCUUGACUGCAAAUUUCAGCUCACUUAUGUAUCUUUAUUUGCUUCUGACUAUGGCUUUGCUCAGGUUACCUGUUUUGCAUCAAGUGUUUUAUUGACUAGUUGAACUGUUUGAUAAUCUCUUUUUCUCUGUACCUCAGAUAGUCUGCUUCAAACCAGAACCAAAAUGUUUCAAAGACCAACUUAAUCUUGAGAUACAGGCACCCAAGUAAUCAAACUUGAAGAUGAUACAUCACAGGGAAGCGAGUCAUGGAUCAAGUUUAAUGAAAAGUUGCAUACCUUUGGUCCAUCUCACCGCAUUGUAGCGUUUUGCUUUUAAUUUAUAUUAUACUUUUUGAUUUAGUCAGAGUUGCCUUUCUGAAGCAACACCAAGGGUAGAGUGGUAGCAAGUAUUAAUAGAAUUAUUGUGCCAACACCGAUUGAAAGGGUGCUUUAAGGAGCCCUCAUCCGAGUACAGAAGGGAUGCAUUAUGCACCAUUUUUGAGCUUGUACUCGGUUCUUCUGUAAGGUAUGCAGUUAUCUUUUAACUUAUGGCAUCAUAUGUUCUCUAUAUCCUUCUAUUGAACUGAAGCUUCUACGUUAUGUACUGCCCUCUUGCAGAAUAGGCAGGCCUAAAAGGACAUUGGUCCAGAAAUAUGCUAAUUGCUGCCUCUUCCAAAGAGAAAAUCUCACCUUCAAUUCCUUAUUUUUUUUCUUUUGCAAUCCCUUUGAUAUUUUGAAUCAAUUUACGCGCCCCAA
This is a messenger RNA of Rubroshorea leprosula, 3082 nucleotides long. The record is from the annotation of a GenBank genome assembly. Lineage: Eukaryota; Viridiplantae; Streptophyta; Magnoliopsida; Malvales; Dipterocarpaceae.